This is a messenger RNA of Drosophila pseudoobscura, 5227 nucleotides long. It is a transcript of the gene SRPK, whose product is annotated as SR splicing factor protein kinase. The transcript has 4 exons. Gene Ontology annotation, cellular component: cytoplasm; nucleus. Gene Ontology annotation, molecular function: ATP binding; protein serine/threonine kinase activity. The record is from RefSeq and is a predicted model, not a curated record. Bases 468 to 2909 code for a protein of 813 amino acids. NCBI's taxonomy places the organism in Eukaryota, Metazoa, Arthropoda, Insecta, Diptera, Drosophilidae. Gene Ontology annotation, biological process: regulation of mRNA processing; peptidyl-serine phosphorylation; spliceosomal complex assembly.
CUUAAGCAAUAAUGACGUUCCUGCUUACGUUACGUCGUUUACCAAGUGGCAGGCCCUGUUUUCGAUAACAGACAACACACAGCAGAGCAGUAGUCGACGACUGAUUGUUUGAUUUUCCAUGAAAUAAAACAUAUAUUUUUAUACCAAAAUAGUAAGCACUCGACUCUUUCAUAGUAUUAAGCCGAAGUGAAGACUAUUUGCUGUGCCGUUGGCAUCUGAUGCCCACAUUCUCGUGAGCGUUCAAUGUGCUAAUUUCGUCCCGAUUUUUCGUGCAGAAAUCCAGUUGUCAAAGCAAAGGCAAACGGCAAACGCAGAAGCAGCGGGAGAAGCAGCAGCAGCAGCAGCGGUGUCAAUUUGGAACAAGUGGGAGCCCCGAGCUGUUACACACACACACAGUUACUGCCACAGCCACACACAGUCGGCGGAAAAAGCAAAAAUAAUACGCGAAAAGCAAUAGACAGAACAUCAUGAACGCCAAAGCUGACGUCAACCGACGCGUUUUGACCAUUCAAGCGAAGAAGAAGCGUCAUAAGAACAACAAGAAGCGGGGCAAGCAGAACGGUGUGGUAGCUGGGAAUCCGUCACAGGAACCGCAGCAGCAGCAACAGCAGCAGAAUUCCCAGACUGAAAACUGUGCUACGGCAGCAGCACCAGAAAAUGCUAAUAAUAGCCCCAGUAAGCCCGAAGUGCAUCCGUCUGGCAGCGUUGGAAUCGCACCCGCCGCUGUCACCACAUCCUUUAGUAAGGCCACAGCAACGGGCACAUCCACGUCAAGCGGCGGGUCGGGCAGCACCCCCGAGACCCCCAACCACUAUCAGCCGCCGUCGCAAUUGCAAUCGCAAAUGCAAUCACAGUCGAAGAACAAGAAGAGCAAUCACAAUCAGCAGCAACAGCAAAAGCAGCAGCAGCAGCAGCCGCCGCGCAGCUCCUCGAACGAGUCGUACGAGUCGGAGCUGAACAGCGAGAACGAGGAGCAGGAGCUGAAGGAGGACUACUGCAAGGGUGGCUACCAUCCAGUCAACAUUGGUGACCUCUUUCAGGGUCGCUAUCAUGUCAUCCGGAAGUUGGGCUGGGGCCACUUCUCCACCGUCUGGCUGUGCUGGGAUCUGCAGGAGAAGCGCUAUGUGGCCAUCAAGAUUGUAAAGUCGGCGCCGCAUUUUGCCGAGACGGCCAAGGAUGAGAUCAAGAUACUCAGAACGGUGCGCGAGACGGAUCCGUCCAAUCCGCGCCGCCAAAAGACCGUCCAGAUGCUGGAUGACUUCAAGAUUAGUGGGGUAAACGGGACCCACAUUUGCAUGGUGUUCGAAGUGCUGGGCGACAAUCUGCUGAAGCUCAUCCGCAAGUCCAAUUACCGUGGCAUACCACUGGCCAACGUAAAGGCCAUUACGCGCCAAAUACUGGAGGGCCUGGACUACUUGCACACCUGCUGCAAAAUCAUCCACACAGACAUCAAGCCUGAGAACGUGCUGCUAUGCGUGGACGAGCCGCAUGUGCGCUCCAUGGCCACGGAGGCCACCAAGCUGUACUGCAUGAACUCCAAGAUGUACCCGUCGCUGGUCAGUCGGGCGCCCAAGGAGUAUCGCGAGCCGCAGAUCACCGGCAAGAUGAGCAAGAACAAGAAAAAGAAGCUCAAGAAGAAGGCGAAGAAGCGCAUGGAGCUGUUCAAGAAGCAGCGGGACUAUCUCGAGCAGACCGGACAGCCAGCUGCAGACGCAAAUGAUGCUGAGGACCAGGCGGACUGUGUCGUGAACCACAAUGCAAAUUCGGUGCAGAAUGGCGAUGUUGCCAUCUCAGAUGGAGAGGAGGACGUAGACGUGGACGUAAAGCUGGAACAAGAUCCAGAAGAGAACGACGGUGAUGAUGAGGAUGUGGCUGUUGAGCAGCCUGUGGUGCCCAAGCAGGAGACGGAGCAGGAAGAGGAGGCCAUCAGCCACCAGGCACCGGGAGAUAAUUCUGAGAAAGCCAAAAAGAAGAAGAAGCGUAAGAACAAGAACAAAUCCAACCAGCCGCAAUCUCAGCAGCCUCAGCAGCAAUUUGAGAACUCGACGAGCAGCGGCGACAGUAUCAAUGCCGGGAAAAGCGGCGUCCACACCAACGGCAGUAGCAGCAACAGCAACAGCAAUAGCAAUAGCACAGUUAAGGGACAAUCAAAUGGCGCGGCAGACGGCAAGAAGAUGCCGCUUCGACCUAAACAGGAUAAGCAGCAAGAGCAACAAUCGUAUCAGCCGCUGAACAACAACAACUCCAGUUCGAAGCAGACUUCGAACAGUAAUUCAAAAAUCUCAAGCAACUCAAUGUCGAACUCCUCGUCGGCCACCAAUGGACCAUAUUCCGAUCCGGGAGUCCCCCCGGCGCCACCACCGCCGCUGUCAAAGCACAGGCCCAAGCGUGAGCCGGCUCUGGAGGAGUGCAACGUGCAAGUUAAGAUUGCCGAUCUGGGCAAUGCCUGCUGGGUGGAUCGCCACUUCACGGAGGACAUUCAGACGCGGCAGUAUCGAUCACUUGAGGUGAUCCUGGGCUCGGGCUACGACACAUCGGCAGACAUCUGGAGCACUGCCUGCAUGGUCUUCGAGCUGGCCACGGGAGACUAUCUCUUUGAGCCACACUCCGGCGACACGUACUCCCGGGACGAGGAUCACUUGGCCCAUAUCAUAGAGCUUCUCGGCCCCAUACCCCGUCACAUCGUGUUCCGCGGCACCUAUGCCCAGCAGACGUUCAGCCGGAACGGGGAGCUGCGCAACAUAACGGGACUGAAGCCCUGGGGUCUGAUGGAUGUGCUGCUUGAGAAGUACGAGUGGCUGAACAGCGAGGCGGAAUCAUUCGCCUCCUUCCUUAAGCCCAUGCUAGAGUUCGAUCCGGCAAAGCGAGCCACCGCUGCGGAGUGUCUGCAGCAUCCGUGGCUUAGAUAAGAUACGAUGCCACCUGGUUGUUGGUUGCGUGCCACCCAGCCAGCAGCUGAUGGGUCAGGGGCAGUAGGACUAAGAGAGGCAGGAGCAACGUUUGUAGAGUCAUCGGCAUCUGUGGCCACAUUGGCCUCCAUUUCAUCAAUUGCGUCUACAUCGGCUGCAGCUAUGGCAGCGCUCAGAGCUCGUCCCUAUUCGGUAGCACCGUUCAUGGCUGUCUCAGCACCGCCCACACCUCAUCCACAUGCGGCUAAUACAACAUCCACAGUCCGAACAGCGCCAGCCACACCCUUGCGACGGCGCAUCAUCAACGACGACGCCGAGCGGGAUGUUUUAGAGAUGCUUGAUCUAAAUGUUUCCCAGAUGGAGGAGUCACAGCCAUAUCCGAAGUCCAAAUCUCAGCGCAUUUUCUGGCGUAAAGCGUUACGGCGCGUCUUCCAACGCCGCAAGUGACAUCAGCUGCGGCGUCGACGACAGGACUUGCCCCGUUGGCAUCGUCCCGCCCGUCGCUGCCGGCGUCGCAACCUGGCCGAGCGUGUGCGUCGCAUCUGCGCCUGCUGCGCCUACGGCCAGAUUCUGUUGCGGGCCGCCCGCGUUGCCCUACUCAGCUGCAUCCGUUGGCGAACGCGCGGCAACAUACGCAACAGCAACUUCUACUUUAGCAAUCACUAAACACCACAGCCAACAUCAAUCUGCAACCAACAACCAGCAACCAUCAACCAGGAACCACGGAAAGGCGCUAAUAUGCCUGAUCUACACCUGCUCCCACGUGAACCAAUUUGAAUUAUAUCGUUUAAUGUUAAUGAUGAGAUAUCCAUUCGGUUUAGUUUUUAGAUAUGCCAGGUCUUUAUUUAUUUCCUGUGUUUUACAUCGACAAUUAGACUAUUUUCGUUGGUACAUAAGAAAUUAAACACUGUAUUACUACCUAGACCUACACCCACUAAUCCUGUACAUAGGACAGCCGGCACUUUGCCUGGUCGGUGCUCAUGUCCGUGCCCUUACCCGUACCGUGACCCCAUAAUACACCACGCACCAUCCAACUUGUUGACAGAAACCCCCCCACAACAUGAAUCAUUUAAUCGCAAAGGCCCCAAACAACUAUACAAUAUAUAGAUAAAUGUCUAUUUGUUAGUGUACAUUUAGCCAAGAGGCGAAUCGGCAAAUGUAGCACACGAGUAAAUAGCGAACAUAGUUAAUUGAACUAGAGUCCAUUGGUCUGCAGGGGCCGAAUAGGAGUUUUUUUAUUAGCAUAUGUCGAUGGAAAUGUACAUGGGAAAGCAUUCAUAAAUGAGCUGAACAUAACAAUAAUACAAACGUAGCUAAUUGGUUUAUCCUCGGUUGAGAGACCGUCUGAACAAACUGAAAUCAAGCCACGAGUAGUAGAAGAAAAAGCAAACCAGAACUUCAAGAGCACUAGUAGAAGCACUACCAACAAAAAAUUAGGUUACAACAGCCACAAGUGAAUCCAAUCUUACAUCUUAAGCGGAACUAAGUAGUAUGCAAAAGAAUAUCAAUGUAGCUGCCACUAACAAAAUAUUGUUCAACAUUUAAUAAUAGCGCAAGAAACACAAUUAAGAAACACUAAUUAAACAAAAUAUCGGUAGAGAAAUAUUCGAAAAUCUCACAACCAACACACACACAUCCCCACACACACCAUUUUGACACACUUACGAAUACUAAAAAUACUAAAGUCAUGAUAUUUCAAUCACCUCCUCUCCGCAUACACACACACAAAUGCAAAUGUAUCCCAAAAGGCCACUUUAGUUAAGCCUAGAACUGAAAAUGUUUUGGGCAAUAGAUAUGUACGAUAUGCGAUAUGACAUGUGAUGUGAUUGGGUGGGAAAGUUUAUCAGAAAUGCCUAACAGCAGGUCAGCUGGGAGAUUGUUCAAUGUGUCUGUGUGCAUAACUGACUAUUUACUAUAUACAUACGAGUACAUACAUACAUAUAUAUAUAUGGAUAAGUGGCCUUAUUAAUUCGAUUCUCCGCACCACACCCAGGCACCACCUUCACACACACACACACACACACACACGAAUCGCUCUCAAAUGCACACUUAGAUGCUGAUACCGAUUAAACCAAGCCAAUCACAUUUGAAGAUUUCUAAACAGAAAACCUUAUCGCUAAACAGAUUUUCCCCUAAGAAAACUUAAAAAAAAAAGAGAAAAUAUUGUAACUGGAGGCCAGUAAGCUAAUAUCAAGCUAAACUAAACUUAAAGCAAGAGAGAAACGAUCCCUAAUUGUUAGCCACAAUCAAACUACGAUGUCAUCAGAUUAAUCAUUAACGGAAAUUAAAAAAAUAUCUUCGGCUGGCCGAUGUUUCGA